CAGACCUAAGGACACAAACCUUGGCCUAACCCCCAAAUCACGACCCGAAUAGGUCAAAACGGGUUGAGAAGUCUUUCGAGUUUCGACUAAAAUCAAGUUAAAUAUCACGCAUAACACACAACACAUCUGCAAUAUUCUCCAUAAUUUUUCUCUACCGACCGACGUUCAUACAUCAAAAAUCUCCUUCUCUACAUUGAAUACUAUCUGUUCUUCAAUCUGAAUAAUUUUACUGCCUUCUCUUCCCAAUCAAUCGAUAUUUGUUGUAUUUCUCCUUUUUCUUAUAUCUAUUCUCUGUUUUUUUCCUUCUUUUUGUUUUAUUUUAUCUCAAUUUGUUGCUGCUUUAUUCGAGGCUGAUUGUAACCGCGUUCCUUGAAGACUCAAGCUGUUGAAUUAUUCAGAUUUCGGAUGCUAAUGAGAGGAUGAUGAAUCAAGGAAGCACUACUAACACGAUGGCCACUUUGGAUCCCAGUCCACAGGAGAGUCAUCAGGUUGUCGAUGCAAACCAACAUCACAUGUCUUCAUAUUACGCCGCUCCAAAUUCUACAGUCACACCAUGGGCUCAUACUGCAGAUAGCUACGCCAGAGAAAAUGGAGUUCUCUCACAUUCUGGUUAUGAUCAUGACCAACGAGCUGCGCUGCCUUCAAGGAAUGUUCAAGAUGGAUUGAAUGUUGCAACUAGUGCUACUACACCAAGUUCCGGUGACACAAAUGUACAGCAAGACUAUAGUAGCUAUGCCACCUAUCAAAGUACUGAUCCUUAUGGCUACAGCAAUACUGGAUAUGCUGCUUAUUAUAGUGGCUAUCAACAGCAAUCUAAUCAAUCAUAUUCUCAGCCAUCAGGAGCAUAUCAAAAUACAGGUGAUAAUGGCUAUCAACAGCAAUCUAAUCAAUCAUAUUCUCAGCCAUCAGGAGCAUAUCAAAAUACAGGUGAUAAUGGCUAUCAACAGCAAUCUAAUCAAUCAUAUUCUCAGCCAUCAGGAGCAUAUCAAAAUACAGGUGAUAAUGGCUAUCAACAGCAAUCUAAUCAAUCAUAUUCUCAGCCAUCAGGAGCAUAUCAAAAUACAGGUGAUAAUGGCUAUCAACAGCAAUCUAAUCAAUCAUAUUCUCAGCCAUCAGGAGCAUAUCAAAAUACAGGUGAUAAUGGCUAUCAACAGCAAUCUAAUCAAUCAUAUUCUCAGCCAUCAGGAGCAUAUCAAAAUACAGGUGAUAAUGGCUAUCAACAGCAAUCUAGUCAAUCAUAUUCUCAGCCAUCAGGAGCAUAUCAAAAUACAGGUGAUAGUGGCUAUCAACAGCAAUCUAGUCAAUCAUAUUCUCAGCCACCAGGAGCAUAUCAAAAUACAGGUGCUCCUUAUCAGCCCCUUUCCUCAUUUCAGAAUACUGGGUCUUAUGCUGGGCCUGCAAGUUAUUCAAGCACUUACUACAAUCCUGGUGAUUACCAGACAUCUGGAGGUUACACAAGUGGUGCUUACAAUAACCAGACCAACGUAUGGCACGAAGGGCAAUAUGCGGCAUACACUUCCCAUCAGUAUCCCAGCUACAGUUCUGAUACGAAUGCCUCAUACAGUUCGACCACAGCCCCUGCAGCUUCACAGUAUCAGCAACAGUACAAGCAAUGGGCCGAUUAUUACAACCCUACACAAAAUGAUGUCACAUGUGCUCCUGGAACAGAAAAUAUUUCUGUUUCUAAUGUAUCCAGUCUGAGUUGCCCCGUCCCUGCUGGAUACUCAGCUUCAGGUGUCCAUGCCUCGGCAUCUCAUGCUCCACCUGGCAAGCCAGAACCUGGUUUGUCCACAUUGGCUGCGGUGCAGUCUCCUGCUGUAGGUGGCAAUGUUCAUGAUAGUUACUGGAAACAUUGGGCUCCGUCUUUCCAAAAUCAGCAGCCUGAUCCAGUACAGUCUUAUGGUCAAAAGCCUUUAGACGUGACCCCUUCUCAUGACAAUCUUCAUACUCAACAAAGUUCUUCAUGUCCCCAAGGACCAAGCACACAAUAUCAGGCCUCUUAUCAGAUGCCCCAUAGUUAUCAGUCAUCCUUGCCCACUGUACAGCAAACUGUUACAUCAGCAGACACGAGCAGCGCAAGCAAACUACAGAUUCCCACAAACCCUAGAAUAACUCCAACCUUGACCACGGGAUUACCAAAACUGGAUAAGCAAAGCUAUACAACUAAUGCAGCGGCAAAACCUGCAUAUGUCAGCGUUUCCUUACCAGAAAAAGUAUCAUCUCAUGCUGCUGAUAAUGCUCUCAAGCCUGAUGCUUUUCCAAAAUCACUUCGUGGUUAUGUUGAAAGGGCUUUGGCUCGUUGCAAGGAUGAUGCUCAAAUGGUGUCAUCCCAAGCUGUCAUGAAGGAGGUUAUCAAAAAGGCAACUGCUGAUGGUACACUUCAUACUAGAGAUUGGGACACUGAGCCUCUUUUCCUUAUGCCCAGUGUGGAUGCAGAUAACAAGGAAAGAGUAAUAUUUUCCGUUCCAGUUUCUUCAUCUCCAACAAGUAAAAGAAGUCCUAGUAGGCGAUACAAAAGUAGGUGGGAGCCUUUAGUAGAGGAGAAACCAACUGUUCAACCUGCAUCAGUCACUCCUGAUGCUUCUAAAUAUGGGAGUUGGAACAGACAGUUUUCAGGUGGAAAGUCAGAUAACAAGGUGAAUAAUUCGAGUCAUUUGAAAUUCUCUUUACCGCAGCGGAAAACCCUCAAAAUUGAUGUCUUUAGGCCAGCUAAGAGGCAGUGUGUUGGUGAUGGAAUGGAUACAGCAGAUAAUGGUGAAGCAUCCAGUGAUAGUGAUAAGGAACGCAGACAAUCGGCCCAUAAGUCUGCUGCAGUAGCAGCGGCAGAUACUCCAGAGGAAAGAAAGAGACGUGAAAACCGAUCGAAGCGUUUUGAAAGAGGUCAUGGAAAUCGAGUAGCAAGUAAUGAUACUCGAUCCAGAAAUGAUGGAGCUGGAAAUGUGUACACAAGAAGGGCUACUGCAUUGGUGCUUAGCAGAAACAUUGAGGAAAAUGGUAACCAUGCUGUUGAAGAUAUUGAUUGGGAUGCUCUUACUGUCAAAGGAACAUGCCAGGAAAUUGAGAAACGUUACUUGCGUCUUACUUCUGCACCGGACCCUGCAACGGUGAGACCAGAAGAAGUCUUGGAAAAAGCGUUAAAUAUGGUUCAAAGCUCUCCCAAAAACUACCUUUACAAAUGUGAUCAGUUAAAAUCGAUACGCCAAGAUCUUACGGUCCAACGCAUACGCAACGAACUAACAGUCAAGGUUUAUGAAACACAUGGUCGAUUGGCAAUAGAAGUUGGGGACUUGGCGGAGUAUAAUCAGUGUCAGUCACAGCUAAAAACACUUUAUGCAGAAGGAAUCAAGGGAUGCGAUAUGGAAUUUGCAGCAUAUAAUUUACUCUGUGUUAUUUUGCACUCUAGUAACAACAGAGAUCUGCCAUUAGCGAUGUCUAGAUUACCAGCAGAGGCCAGAGAGAACGAAGCUGUCAAACAUGCUCUAUCAGUUCGAGCAGCUGUGUCCUCUGGAAACUAUGUUGCCUUUUUCAAAUUAUACAAGACAGCUCCUAACCUUAACACUUGUCUUAUGGAUUUAUAUGCUGAAAAAAUACGAUAUGCAGCUGUUAGAUGUAUGUCUAAUUCAUAUCGCCCUACUGUUCCGGUCACCUACAUUGCUCAGGUUUUAGGCUUCACAAGUGUCUUGUUGACAACUGAAGAAAGUGAUGACGCAGAUGGGGUGGAUGAUUGUGUGGAAUGGCUGAAAGCCCAUGGUGCAUGCCUCACUUCCGAUAAUUCUGGAGAGAUGCAGUUUGAUGCAAAGGCAUCUGUGUCAAGUCUCUACAUGCCAGAACCUGAAGAUGCUGUGUCACAUGGAGAUGCCAGUCUCGCAGUUAAUGAUUUUUUGACACGAAAUCCGUUGUAGGAACCUCGUUCAUUUGCUGAUAAUGGCGGGGAUCAUAUAUUAGGAGAAUGCUUCUGCUCCAGAUGCAUGGGGGAAGCAAAUCCAGUUCUGGGUAUUCAUACUGGAACUCGGCAAGGUUCGUUGCAUUAUUACAAUACUGAGUCGGAUAACUGUAAAUCAUGUGCGCAAGCAGCAGCUAUUUCUACUGGUGUCGGGGUGUAUGAGUGGUGGCACAAUCCUGUGGUUUAAUCUCUGAUUGGAGAGUUCUUGAUUCUUUUCAUGGAUACAGCUAAUACAUAGAGAUAGAGGGACCAUAAUCAUAAGCAACAGCUACCUGUACUGUAGUUUGAAUCCAGAGUAGAUGUAUUUGCUUACCUAGCCUGCAGUUGUAAGAUAGGUGAUUCAAUAUUUCGCCAAUUUUGUUGAUACACUUGUUGGAAUUUGGCAACUUUAAUAAUACCACUUUAUAUUAUUCAUGCCUUUUUCUA
Nicotiana tabacum (common tobacco) is the source of this 4369-nucleotide messenger RNA. RefSeq names its product SAC3 family protein A. Lineage: Eukaryota; Viridiplantae; Streptophyta; Magnoliopsida; Solanales; Solanaceae. Gene Ontology annotation, cellular component: nucleus. The record is from RefSeq and is a predicted model, not a curated record.